This is a messenger RNA of Tetranychus urticae (two-spotted spider mite), 3093 nucleotides long. The record is from RefSeq and is a predicted model, not a curated record. Lineage: Eukaryota; Metazoa; Arthropoda; Arachnida; Trombidiformes; Tetranychidae.
AAGCGCUUCAUGACUAAACAUGUUUCUCAAUGUAAACCCAACUUUAUUCAACAUAUUUUGUGGCUGUUUAACUGUUUGUUUGAUCAAGUAUUUGUUUAAUUUUAUUAAUCGACUUCGUAAACUCCCUUCUGGCCCAUGGGGCUUACCAAUUUUGGGUUACUUGCCAUUAACUAAGAAAGAUGCGUAUAUUCAAAUGACUGAACUGGCUAAAAAGUAUGGAUCAGUAUUCAGCUUUAAAUGUGGCCAGUUCGAUGUGGUUGUGAUCAACGAGGUGAAAGCCAUUGAGGAAGCUUUCAAGAAUGAUCAUUUAUUGGCUCGUCCAAAUACAACCUUUAUUCCUGGAUUCGAACGUGCUUCUUCAUUGCUUGAAAUGUCGGGUGAACUUUGGAAACAACAUCGACGAGUUGCUCUUACAAUACUUCGUAAUGUUGGUCUUGGGAAGAGUACUCUCGAAACAAAGAUCAAAGAAGAGAUUGGCCAUUUUAUUGAUGUUUUAAAAUCAACUCAUGGCAAAGAAGUUGAUUUCAAGGAGGUUAUUGGAUUGAGUGUUGCGAAUAAUGUAUCGAUCCUUUUGUUUGGACAUCGUUUUGAAUACAGUGAUCCAAUGGGAAUUGAAAUGUGUUGUAAUGAGAAGCAAGUUAGUGAUAAUGUUCAAUACUUCAGUAAAAUGUUUAUGCCUUCAAUAAGUUUUUUUGUUUCUUUGGCUACCCAAUUCAGCUCAGUACUCAGAAAAAUGACCAACAGCCAGAAGGAAAUAGAAAAGAAAAUCACAGCAGAAGUCAGAAAACACAAGGCAAAGAAAGCAACUCAUGAAAUUGAGGAUUAUAUCGAUGGUUACUUGCAAGAAAUGGAUAAGCAAAAAGAUUCCGGUACCAGUUUUCAUAAUAUGGACACAUUGCGGCGGAAUACUGCUAACUUUUACGCAGCUGGCAUGGAUACUGCAACACAUGUAUUGAGCUUCAUGAUGUUAAAUUUGAUUACUUAUCCUGAAUAUCAACAGAAAAUUCGAAAUGAAAUUAGGCAAACUAUUGGGCUCUAUCGUCAACCAGAUUAUGCAGACAGAGUUUCAAUGCAUUUUACAAUGGCGUUCAUUUAUGAAUCUCUACGAAUUUCAACAAUACUUCCUCUUAAUGUCCAUAGACGCGCUUCUCAAGACACGAAGAUAAUGAACUUCUUUAUACCCAAAGAUACAAUAGUUAUUUUCAACUUUUGGGCUGUUCAUCGUGAUCCAAAUCUAUGGAAUGAUCCCCAUCUAUUCAAACCAGAGAGAUUCCUCAGUGAAGAUAAACAGAAAGUAAUUAAGUCACCAAAUUUAAUUCCAUUCAGUGGAGGCAAAAGGAUCUGUCCAGGAGCGACUUUGGCCUUAACCGAGCUUUUUCUUUAUUUGGUUUCAAUGCUUCAAAAUUUUCAAGUUUCAGCUUCAGAAGGCGAGGAAAUAUCACACGAACGCAACAUGCUUCUCGAUCAUUUCAAAUCGAACUCAACUUUAUUCAACAUAUUUUGCGCUUGUUUAACUGUUUGGUUGAUCAAGCAUUUGAUCAACUUUAUUAAUCGACUUCGUAAACUUCCUUCUGGUCCAUGGGGUCUACCCAUUGUCGGUUAUUUGCCAUUCAUCAAGAAACAUGCGUAUAUUCAAAUGACUGAACUGGCUAAAAAGUAUGGACCAGUAUUCAGCUUCAAAUGUGGUCAGUGCGAUGUGGUUGUGAUCAAUGAGGUGAAAGCCAUUGAAGAAGCUUUCAAGAAUGAUCAUUUAUUGGCUCGUCCAAAUACAACCUUUAUUCCUGGAUUCAAACGUGCUUCUUCAUUGCUUGAAAUGUCGGGUGAACCUUGGAAACAACAGAGACGAGUUGCUCUUACAAUACUUCGUAAUGUUGGUUUCGGGAAACUAACGCUCGAAGAAAAAGUGAAACAAGAGAUUAAUAUGUUCAUUGACUCUCUAAAAUCGGCGAACGGUGCAGCAGUUGAUUUCGGUGAGGUAAUCAAACUGAGUGUAGCAAAUAAUAUCUCAAUACUUUUGUUUGGUCAUGGCUUUGAAUAUACUGAUCCGAUCGCAAGUGAAAUGUGUCGGAAUAUGAGACAAGUUAUCAAUAAUAUUGAAUACUUCAGUAAAUUUAUGUUUAUGCCUUCAAUUAAAUUUUUUGUUUUCCUGGCUGCCCAAUUCAAUUCUGAACUCAAAAAAGUGACCAGCAAUCAGAAGGAACUAGAAGAAAAAAUUACAGUUGAAGUCAUCAAGCACAAGGAAAAGAAAGCAACUCAUGAAAUUGAAGAUUAUAUCGAUGGUUACUUGCAAGAAAUGGAUAAACAGAAAGAUUCCAAUACAAGUUUUAAUAUGGACACAUUGCGGCGGAAUACUGCUGACUUUUAUGCAGCCGGUGCCGAUACUACAACACUUGUACUGAAUCAUAUGAUGUUAUACUUGAUUACAUAUCCUGAAUACCAACAAAAAAUAAGAGAGGAAAUUAAGCAAACUAUUGGAUUCGAACGUCAACCAGAUUAUGAAGACAGAACUUCAAUGCCUUUCACAAUGGCGUUCAUCUAUGAAACUCUAAGAAUAGCAACAAUCACUCCUCUUAAUUUACACAGACGGUCUGCUCAAGAUACGAAGGUAAUGAACUACUUUAUACCCAAAGAUUCAAUAGUUAUUUUCAACUUUUGGGCUGUUCAUCGUGAUCCAAAUCUAUGGAAUGAUCCCCAUCUAUUCAAACCAGAGAGAUUUCUCAAUGAUGAUGGGACAAAAGCAGUUAAAUCGCCAAAUUUGAUUCCAUUUAGUGGAGGCAAAAGGGUCUGUCCAGGUGCAAAUUUUGCCAUGACUGAGCUUUUCCUUUACUUGGUUUCAAUUUUGCAAAAUUUUCAAGUUUCAGCUCCAAAAGGAGAUAAAAUAUCUCAUGAAGUAGUAUAUGCCUUCAAUAGAAUACUGAAAAAACCUUUAAAAGUUCAUUUUCACAUUUUGAGUCUUUAAAAAGGUCGAACUCACCAAUUAAUGUACUAUAAUGUGUUUUGCUUAAUCACCAACUCAAUUUGGACUCUUCAAUUGUAAAAAUCUUGUAGACUAAGUUUUUUCUUUCAAUAAAAUUUACUUUUCUGUCAACUGAA